Molecule: messenger RNA, 1374 nt
Organism: Drosophila serrata
Lineage: Eukaryota; Metazoa; Arthropoda; Insecta; Diptera; Drosophilidae
Gene: Or83a
Product: Odorant receptor 83a
Biological process (GO): detection of chemical stimulus involved in sensory perception of smell; sensory perception of smell
Cellular component (GO): plasma membrane
Molecular function (GO): olfactory receptor activity; odorant binding
Source: RefSeq, a predicted model, not a curated record
AUGAACGAUAGUAAUACGGAAAAUAAGUCUAAAGACGACUCUAAGCGUCGGGAUUUGUUUGUGUUUGUCCGUCAGACAAUGUGCAUAGCCGCAAUGUAUCCCUUCAGCUAUUACUUCAAAGGCUCUGGCUUUGUAGCUUUUGUGAUCCGUUUCCUGGAUGUACUCUACGAACUCUUCAACUACUUUGUCUCGGUGCAUAUAGCAGGAUUGUUUAUCUGCACCAUCUACAUAAACUAUGGACAGGGGGACUUGGACUUCUUUGUAAACUGUCUGAUACAAACGAUCAUAUAUUUGUGGACCAUUACCAUGAAGCUGUAUUUCCGAAGACUCAGACCAAGGUUGUUGGACGACAUCUUGACUACGAUUAAUGAUAAGUAUGAGCCGCGUUCCGCUGUCGGAUUCAGCUAUGUGACCAUGGCGGAGGCCUAUCGGAUAUCCAAGAUGUGGAUCAAGACGUAUGUGUACUGCUGCUAUAUAGGUACCAUCUUCUGGCUGGCUCUACCCAUAGUUUACAGGGACAAAAGCCUACCGCUGGCAUGUUGGUAUCCCUUUGAUUACACGCAACCCAUCGUUUAUGAGGUUGUAUUCUUCCUGCAGGCAAUGGGUCAGAUCCAGGUGGCGGCUUCUUUUGCCUCCUCGAGUGGCCUUCACAUGGUUCUGUGUGUCCUAAUAUCGGGGCAAUACGACGUUCUUUUCUGCAGCCUCAAGAAUGUAUUGGCCACUACUUACGUAUUAAUGGGAGCUAAUAUGGCCGAUUUGAGAUCUUUACAGGCUGAGCAAUGUGUGUCCGAUGCGGAGCCCAGUCAAUAUGCUUACUCCUUGGAAGAACAGACACCUCUGCAGGAGCUUCUUCAGCAUGCAACUCAAGCAAAAUCCUCUGGAGAUUUUCGAUGGGCCUUCCGGCAUUCCUUCGUGCGCUGCGUUAACCACCAUCGUUAUAUAGUGUCGACCCUGAAACAAAUGGAGCGCUUUUACAGUCCAAUUUGGUUUGUAAAGAUCGGAGAGGUCACCUUCCUCAUGUGUCUCGUGGCUUUCGUGUCGACGAAGAGCACCUCGGCCAAUUCCUUCAUGAGGAUGGUGUCUUUGGGCCAGUAUUUGCUCCUCGUGCUGUAUGAACUCUUUAUUAUUUGCUAUUUCGCCGACAUUGUGUAUCAGAACAGUCAGCGAUGUGGUGAGGCCCUGUGGCGAAGUCCCUGGCAACGGCAUAUAAAGGAGGUACGGAGCGAUUUCCUCUUUUUCAUGCUAAACUCCCGCAGGCAGUUUCAACUGACUGCUGGAAAAAUAACCAAUCUCAAUGUGGACCGUUUCCGAGGGACAAUCACCACCGCCUUCUCCUUUCUCACAUUGCUGCAGAAAAUGGACGCGAGAGGUUAG